Molecule: messenger RNA, 1154 nt
Organism: Hypoxylon fragiforme
Lineage: Eukaryota; Fungi; Ascomycota; Sordariomycetes; Xylariales; Hypoxylaceae
Exons: 3
Coding region: 690-1106 (138 amino acids)
Molecular function (GO): 2 iron, 2 sulfur cluster binding
Source: RefSeq, a predicted model, not a curated record
GUGUUAAUAGCCCAGGGACUGUUUGAUACGGUACGUAAUACGAUGGAAUCUACACUGCCACCCUGUGUCCGUCAGCCCUACAGCUAUGCGGCGAAUGCAACCCUUCCACGUCUCGACCUUGGUCGCAGAACCCUCACACCGCGGCUUUCUACAUCGAAAUCCUCCACAUACUUAGUUAAAUGGGUUGAAGAUGACAAAGAUCAGCACACAAAUACACCACCUUGAUUCGACUGCCAGAGCUUCUUGACUGGAUAUCCAAUAUCCCGGGAUACGUAUUGAGCUCUGCGCAGUACCUACAAACGCACUCAUGUGAUUUCUGCGGCGGUGCUGGGCCAAUAGAGAGACUCGAAUGACGCCUAACUGGUGUUUUAUACAUAUCUCCAUGGGUAUCGCCCAGUGACCAAGUGCCAGCUCGUAGCGCGACAAAGGACCCGUGCCGUCUUGGGACCACGGACCGAGAUGGGGGGGAGCCCUAUGUGAAGAGGCAGCUAUUUUUAACAACGGCAAGAGUUGUGUCUGUUCCCUAUCAUGCUGGCGAUGUGGUUGGCGAGCGAGCGGUGAAGUGGCCGUGUGAUGGAGGCUCCUGAAUGUGUAUAUAAGCCUGCCUGUUGUCUGCGUGUAUCAUAAAACAAAAAAAGAAACAUCGAACGAGCUACCUACCAUUAUACCAAAUCACUUGACUCGCAAUCAUGUAUUCCAACAUCUUCUACAUCGCCACCCUCUUCCUCAGCUACCUAACCCUCCAAGCCUCCGCCUCCGUCGCGAUGGGCUCCCUCACCUUCCGCAAAGCCGACGGCGACGUAGUAACGCCAGCCGCCUGGGUCGGCACGGACCACCCGAUCGAGAUGUCCAAGUGCCCGAAGAGCGACGGCGUCAGCUACCACCAGUUCAACAACCUGAAGCUGUGCGAGCGCAACGGGGUGUCCGAGGCCUUCAAGCUGCGCAGGGGGGAUGGGAGUGUGCACGAGUACACGUUCCACUGCGCGCAGCAGGACGGGAGGAACGUGUUCGGGCUGUGCGAGGGGGGCAGGUGCUCGACGUGCAGGGAGGUGCAGGAUGUCUGGAGGGGGUUCUGCGGGUUCAAUCUGCAUUAUUCUUGUGAUUAGAUAGAUGCCUUGCCUUGUCUAGGAACCUAGGGGCUUAGGAGGGUGGGC